AAAUCAACUCCCCCUUCCAAAGAGCUAGGGUUUUACAUGUCAGAGCUUUGCCACUUCGUUUCUGCUACAAACCACAGCCGAGAGAGCUUCACCGAGGAGGAGGGCAGCCGCAUCGUCGCCAUGGUGAAGUACUCGAGAGAGCCCGAGAACCCUACCAAGUCUUGCAAGGCAAAGGGAUCGGACCUCAGGGUUCAUUUCAAGAACACAAGGGAGACAGCUUUCGCCAUCAGGAAGCUGCCCUUGCUCAAAGCAAAGAGAUACUUGGAGGAUGUUUUGGCCCACAAGCAGGCCAUCCCCUUCCGCCGCUUCUGUAGGGGUGUUGGAAGGACCGCUCAGGCCAAGAACAGGCACUCCAAUGGGCAGGGUCGUUGGCCCGUGAAGUCUGCCCAAUUCAUCCUCAACCUGUUGAAGAAUGCUGAGAGCAACGCUGAAGUGAAAGGUUUGGACAUCGAUGCCCUCUACGUCUCCCACAUUCAGGUCAACCAGGCCCAGAAGCAGAGGCGUCGCACUUACCGUGCCCAUGGAAGAAUCAACCCUUAUAUGUCAUCUCCCUGCCACAUCGAGCUGAUCCUGUCUGAAAAGGAAGAACCUGUCAAGAAGGAGCCCGAGACUCAGUUGGCAACCAGCAAAGCUAAGAAGUGAAAGAUCCUGGUUGGGCGGUUGCUCCUCCUUAUUCAUUCGGAUAGUGCUCGAAGAAACUCGUUUCUUCCAGAGAUUUUUGUCAUUUUUCUGGUCUUUCUUUUCUUUGAGCAAACGACUCUGCAGAAGUUUCAGACGGCCAGUUGUGUUGAACUUAGAAGAUGUGCUUAACUAUGCAGUUUUAUGAUGUUCUUUAACUGUCCCUACGAGGGUUGAUGGAGCUUUUCAUCUUUCCCUUCGCCUUCUAUAUUUCCUCUUCUCUAGAGUGAACUUUUGAAAGCUACUUCUCGAAGCA
Punica granatum (pomegranate) is the source of this 934-nucleotide messenger RNA. The record is from RefSeq and is a predicted model, not a curated record. Lineage: Eukaryota; Viridiplantae; Streptophyta; Magnoliopsida; Myrtales; Lythraceae.